AGCACUCGCAGUCGCAGUCGCCGUCACAGUAACAGCAAAUAACAACAGAACAUCGCUGUCGUCGCUGCUGCAGCGCCGUCGCCGCUGACGUCGCCGCAUGCAUACUAUUAAUUUAUUAUACAAAUUGUUUUUAUUUUGAAUAAUGGAUCGUCGUGCAUUGAAGUUUAUGCAAAAAAGAGCGGACACUGAAAGCGAAACAACAGCAACAACAACAAAYACAUCGGCAGCAGCAACAAUUCUAACAACGGCCGCAGCAUCAACAGCAACAGCAACAACAGCAACGACCACAACAUCAACAACAACAACAACUGCGCUACCCCUAAAGGACAAUUCGAAUAUAAGAAGCAGCAGCAGCAACAACGGCAACAGCGACAAGUUGCAAACAGCAACGCAACAGCUACAACAGUUACAGCAGCAACAUAAGCAACAGCAGCAGCAACAACAACAGCAACAGCAACAUAUUGAACGACCGUUAAAGUGUUUGGAGACUUUGGCUCAAAAGGCUGGAAUAACAUUUGACGAGAAAUACGAUUUUGCUAGUCCGCCGCAUCCAGGCAUUGGCAAUAACAACAACAACAACAAUAACAACAACAGCAGUACCAAUAAUAACAACACUAAUAACAAUAACAACAAUAACAACAACAAUAAUAACAACAACAACAACAACAAUACACAAUUGAACAACAAUAAUCACAUCAAAAGCGGCACGCCCACAUCAAUCGCCUCAAAUACAGCGCAAACACCGCGACGCACAGCAACAACACCGACAGCAGCAACAACACCCACAGCGGCAACAACACCCAACAGCAACAGCAACAACAACGCGCGCUCACGCAGCGUUUCGCGUUCGCGUUCACGUUCCAGCACGCCCACAUCGCGUGUAGCAGCAGCGGCAGCGGCAGCAGCAGCAACAUCAGCAGCGACAGCAGCAGCAGCAGCAGCAGCAACAGCAGUUGUUGGCGGCACGCUGGAGAAAUCACAGAGCCCCGCCCAACAGGUGGCAUCCGCUGCGGCGGUGCCACUGCAAAUUUCACCAGAGCAAUUUCAGCAAUUCUAUCCGUAUACGGCCAUACAGGUUAAGCAGGAGUUUCCCACACACAAUGCUAGCGGCAAUAGCAACAAUGUUGUUGGUGGCGGCAACAGCAAUAACGGCGGCGGCGGCAACAACAACAACAGCGGCAACAAUAGUGGCAAUAGCAACGAUCUAAAGCAUGCAGCAAGCCUAUUGGACGCCAGUCAGACGACACAGCUGCAACAGUUGCAGCUGCAACAGUUGUCGGCGGCCGGCGAUGGCAGUGCAGCGGCAUCGAUUGCUGCGGCGGCCGCUGCUGCUGCUCAACAGCAACAACAACAGCAGCAACAACACUCGGCAGCAAUCAGCACAAUGUCGCCAAUGCAGCUGGCUGCUGCCACCGGCGGCGUGCCCGGCGAUUGGGCCAACGGCCGGACAGUGCAGCUGAUGCAGCCCUCGACGGGCUUCAUCUACCCGCAGAUGAUCGUCUCCGGCAACCUAUUGCCGGCAACGCUCGGCCAGCAGCCGAUCCAGGUGAUCGCCAGCAAGCACUUCCAGGGCAGCGGGCCGCAGAUGAUAACGACGACCACGCAGAACGCCAAGCAGAUGAUCGGCGGGCAGGCGAGCUUCGCCGGCGGCACCUAUGCGAUACCCUCGAGCCAGUCGCCGCAGACGCUGCUGAUAUCGCCGGUGAAUGUGAUUUCGCCGCAGCAGCAGAGUCUGCUGCACUCGAUGCAGGCGGCGGCGGCACAGCAGCAACAGCAGCAGCAGCAACAGCAACAGCAGCAACAACAGCAGCAGCAACAACAGCAGCAGCAACAGCAACAGCAGCAGCAGCAAUUGACGCAGCAGCAACAGCUGACUGCGGCUGCUGCCGCCCAGCAGGCCGCUCUCGCCGUCACCGCCUCGAAGGUCGGCCUCACCACCGAUGGCCAGGCCAAGCUGCAGCAGAAGGUGGUGCAGAAGGUGACCACCACAACGAACACGGUGCAGGCGGCCAGCGGUGCCGCUGGCAAUGCCCAGACGCAGCAGCAACAGCAGCAACAGACCACCACACAGCAAUGUGUCCAGGUGUCGCAGUCAACCCUGCCGGGCGUGACGGCUGCCCAGGCGGCGCAGCUCAUCAGUCCGCUGCAGAACGCGGCCACCGGGCAGCAGAUGCAGCUCGGCCCGUGGUUCUGGCCCAAUUUCGGUGCGAAUCCGAUUAUAUUGCGCGGCCAGCCGGAUCAUACGUCGGGCAUGUUCAUACAGCAGCCGGCGACGCAUCAGGCGCUCCAGACCCAACAGAAUCAGAUAAUUCAGUGCAAUGUGACGCAGACGCCGACAAAGGCGCGCGCUCAGCUAGACGCGCUGGCGCCCAAGCAACAGACGCAGCAGCAGCAACAGGCAAACGCCCAGCAACAACAGCAGCAGCAGCAACAACAGCAACAACAGCAGCAGCAGCAGCAGCAGCAACAGUUGACGGCGCAGCUGCAGCGGACAGGUGCGCCCAUCUUGCCACACAAUGGGGCACAGGUGCGGCCAGCCAGUUCGGUGUCCACGCAGACGGCGCAGAACCAGAGCUUGCUCAAGGCGAAGAUGCGCAACAAGCAGCAGCCGGUGCGACCCGCUCUGCCCACCCUGAAGACGGAGAACGGCCAGGUGGGUGCUGGCGGCAACAAGGCGCAGGCCGGACAGGUGAACAGCAAUGCGCUCACCCAGCACUUGGCCGUGCAACAGCAACAGCAGGCGGCGGCAGCAGCAGCAGCAGCGGCCGCUGCCAAUCUGCAUCAGGUGGUGACAACGGCGGGCAACAAGAUGGUGGUCAUGAGCACGGGCACGCCCAUAACACUGCAGAAUGGGCAGACGUUGCAGGCGGGCGGCGUCGAUAAGCAGCAGCAGCAGCAACACCAGCAGCAACAGUUGCAGAUCAUGAAGAAUCAGCAGCUGCACCAGCAGCAGGCACAGCAACAGCAACAGCAGCAACAGCAGCAGCAGCAACAGCAGACGCAGCAAACGCAGCAGCAACAGACGUUGACAAAUGCCACAGCGCAGCAAAUAUUGCAGGUGGCGCCAAAUACGUUUAUUGCCUCGCAGCAGCAGCAGGCACAGCAGCAACAGCAGCAGCAGCAACAGUUGCACAAUCAACUGCUGCAGCAUCAAUUGCAGCAGGUGCAGCAGCAGCAACAGGCGCAACAGCAGCAGCAGCGCGAGCAUCAACAAAAUAUCAUUCAGCAAAUUGUGGUGCAACAGUCGCAGCCGACACAGCAGCAGCAGCAGCAGCAACACCAACAGCAGCAGCAACAGCAACAGCAGCAGCAACAGCAGCAGCAGCAAGCACAGCAACAACAGUUGCAGCUAACCAGCGUGCCGUUCUCUGUCAGCUCAACGACAACACCCGCGGGCAUUGCCACCUCGAGCGCCUUGCAGGCGGCUUUGUCCGCCUCGGCGGGCACAGUCUUUCAAACCACUGCCAAGACGAGCAACUCAAUGCCGAGCAGCAGCGUCGUCACCAUCAGCAACCAGGGCACUGGGCCGCUGGUAACCAGCAGCACGGUCGCCAGCCUGCAGCAGCAGGCGCAGCAAUUGCAGCAACAGCACCAACAGCAGCAGCAGCAACUCAUUACGGCUAGCCUAGCGGCGGCUACUCAGCACCAGCAGCAGCAGCAGGCACAGCACUCACCCACACAGAAUCCCAUACUGGCCAUGACAUCCAUGAUGAAUGCAACAGUUGGUCUGCCAGCGACAACAGCAACGCCGACGGUCAGCACGGCGCUGGUGACGCUCAGCAAUAGCAACAGCAUAACAUCACAACCAGCCACGCCCACCAAGAGCGUAAGCAUGAACAGCAGCCAGGAGACGACGCCCAAGCAGCAGCAGCAGCAGCAGCAGCAGCAGCAGCCAACGGCAACAUUGGUGCCCAUCGAAUCGUCGCUGACAGCAGCCGAAGCGCACAAAGCCAGCGUCGACUCGAGCAGCUCCACGGCAACAACGACAACAACAACAGCAGCAGCUGAGGCGCUGCACAACGGCGAUGCCAGCGAGUCCACCAAGCUAACAGCAACAGCUGCUGUUGUCAAGCAAAGCAAUGCAGUGUUGCCCAGCAGCAGCAGCGGCAACAGCAGCAGCAGCAGCAGCAAAGAGGACAAGAGCAGCAACAGCAGCAAUAAUGUGAGCAGCACAGCGUCUACCAAUGGCAUUGCCAGCAGCGGAUUGCGUGCGAGCAGCGGCAGCGGCAGCAGCACAACAACCACAUCGACAACAACAACGACGAGCAACAGCAGCAGCAACAACAGCAGCAGCAACAGCAAUGGCAAAGACCUGCCCAAGGCAAUGAUCAAGCCGAAUGUCUUGACGCAUGUCAUCGAUGGCUUCAUCAUACAGGAGGCGAACGAGCCCUUUCCGGUCACCCGGCAGCGCUAUGCGGACAAGGAUGACAAGGACGAGCCGCCCAAGAAAAAAGCAGCGCUGCARGAAACGGAUCUCAAGUCGAGUGCAGCAGCAGCGGGGACAGCGACAGCGGCUGCAACAACGACAACCACAACUACCACUGGACAGGCAACAGUUGCUGCUGGUGGUGGCGCUGCUGCUGUGGGCGGCCCAUUGGCUGGCCUGCCCGCCGACAUGGUGGCGUGUGAGCAGUGCGGCAAGCCGGAGCAUCGCAGCAAGCUGAAACGCAAGCGGUAUUGCUCGCCGGGCUGUGCGCGCCUGGCCAAAACGAGCAACAGCAACGCGAGCAGCAACAGCAACUCGAACAGCAACAACAACAGCAAUGGCAGCGGCAUCGGCAUGGUUGGCGCCGACGCAAUGGCGCUGGCCGACAAACUGGACGAAUCGCUGGCCGAGGAGAAGAUGCAAACGGAUGCGCUGAGCCCGGACCCGGGCAUGAUCAUAGCCGAGCUGCCGGCGACGGCAACGGUGGCAAUUGCCGCAGCCGCUGUCACAGCGCUGCCAGCAACAGCGGCUGCCACGCCCACCAGCAGCAGCAGCAGCAGCAGCAACAGCAACAACAUUGCCAUUGCCAUUGCGCCGAUCUCGAGCUGGAGCGUGGAUGAGGUUAGCGAAUUUAUACGCAAGCUGCCCGGCUGCCAGGACUACGUGGAUGACUUUGUGCAGCAGGAAAUCGAUGGGCAGGCGCUGCUGCUGCUCAAGGAGAGCCACUUGGUGAGUGCGAUGGGCAUGAAGCUGGGGCCGGCGCUCAAAAUCGUCGCCAAAGUGGAGUCCAUGAAGGAGGUGAAUCUGCCCGCUGUCAACGAUGUGGCCAAGGAUGCCCAGCAAUAGUGCACAGUGCGAGCAAGGGCUGAUGUUGCUCCUGUCGCUGGCAGCAGCAGCAGCAGCAGCAGCAGAAGGAGCAACAGCAGGAGCAGGAGCAGCAGCAGCAGCAGCGAUAGCUCUGCCACAUCUCUAUCGUUGCUAUCGCCCACCUACUCCAUAACACCGCCGCCGUAUUCGCCCGUCUAAAUUGGCGCUGGUCUAACCAGUUGUUGUUGGUGUUGUUGUUGGAGUUGUAGUCGGAGUUUAUCGUGAAUGUGAUUCACAUUAGCUAAACUAGCUAAGACUUCAACCAGCCCCCCUCCCACCUCCCAUCCCCCAUCCACGCACUCCCAGCUCAACAUCUUAGGCAUUCCCACGCCCCCUCCCUCGCUGCUGUCUCAUAGUCUCUAAACUUAACUUUAAUGUAGCUGCAAAUUUGUAAGGCCAAUGGUAUGAUAAACAUGAUUCGAGUACUACAACUAGGCUAAGUUAAAUCCACUUAACACCCUCAUCUAGCUUUAGUCUAUAUAGCUUAUAGAUAGAUAUAUGAAGCCAUCCCCUCACCCCUCACACACACAUACCCAUCAAUUGUACAAUCGAGAGCAUUCAAAAAAGAAAACAAAAAUUUUCUUCAACGUUUUUAUAAAAAAAAAAA
Drosophila arizonae is the source of this 5900-nucleotide messenger RNA. RefSeq names its product polyhomeotic proximal (gene ph-p). The record is from RefSeq and is a predicted model, not a curated record. Lineage: Eukaryota; Metazoa; Arthropoda; Insecta; Diptera; Drosophilidae. Gene Ontology annotation, molecular function: protein binding; zinc ion binding; histone acetyltransferase activity. Gene Ontology annotation, cellular component: nucleus.